CUGACAAUCACCAUACUGUCAUUCGCUGUGGCCUCAAACGUUCCAUCACAGCAGUGUUCCUAUUUUGUUGUUUUUAUUACCGUGCAAUUUCCUACGCCGAACUAUUUGUGUACCAAGCGCAUUUCACAUUUCUGUAGGUACCGCUGUAGUAAAUGGAUUUGCACACGAAGUAGGAUACGCGCUGUGAAUAUUUUGUCCACGAACAAACAAUCAAUCCGUACAAUCAAACAUUAAACAAAGAAGCGCAGCUGCUUGCAGUUCCGCAUCUGGUCUGGUUCAAUCAACUCAACCCAAUACAAUUGUGUACAAUCAUCUUCAACUGCAAGAAAACAUGGAACAUACGGACCAGGACGCAUCAAAUCAACUUCCAGACGAUAUAGAGCAAAACUUUCUAACCCAGUUUAGCUCGAUGGUUACCACGGACAAGGAAGAGCUGAUCCUUCAGUUUCAAUCGAUUGGAGAAAAUGUAAAUUACUCGACGGCAACAUUUUUCCUGGACAUGACCAAUUGGAACCUCCAAGCGGCAGUGGGAUGUUAUUUUGACUUUAUGGCACAAAACCGACAACCAUCGAUGAAGUUACUGAACGAUAUCACCGUAGGAAAGGGCGAAAAACUCACACCGAGCACAGCUAUUAAGCUUACCUGGUUACUGCAAAACAAUGGCGAUAUAGCGUGGCCGUACGGGUGCUACGUGAGCUUACGCCGAAACCCAAAUAUGAUGCAGGAAAAUUUCCCCUUAUCGUACGAGGAUCUGAAGUACUUUGUUCCUUCCGUGCCACCGAAUGAUUCCGUGUCCGUAUCAGUGCAGCUGGUCAGCCCAUCGACGGAAGGACCUUUCGAAACCGUAUGGUCAAUCUAUACCCCAAAUGGAACCAGUUUCGGAGAAAAUAUAACUUCAAGGAUUGAAGUGAGUCUGGAUGGAACGAUGGCUGUAACGCAACAAUUUUCCAGCCUUCAGACGAAUUCCACCGCCGAACAUAACCCGCAGCAAAGCACAACGGAAUCACAGUCGAACGAACUCGACGACAGUGAAAUGUGGGGAUAGCUAAGAAAAUGUCGCAUCGUAACUGUACAGCAGAAUGGAGUCAUUUUCUUUCUCUCAAGUACGUUAUAAGUAAUUACUGGUUUCCGUUAUUAUCUGUCAACGACACUGCAACGACCGAUAUCCGAUCAAACGGAUAUCUUUCCAUAGGCAAGCUAUUUACAAAAUGGUUGUUAUUUCGGAACACUUUAGUAUAUCUUGAGGCAAGGCGUUUAAAGUUGCUUUCUAAAUAACAAAAAACAGAAGGGGGAUUUAAAUUAAGAAAUUUGCAUCCAAUUCUCGUGAAGGUCUAAUAUGGUGAUCUUCCCAAAAAAACAUAUUUACUACCCGUAGCUAGAUAGUUAGUCCCACAGUUCUGAUUAGUUAUGUUUAAUUAGGAAGAAAACAAAUUUAUAUUUUUGAAGUAAUUGCAAUACCCUUUUUGAAAUAUAUUUUAGUAAGGAGGAGGUGCACAUAUUUGAAAGUUAGAGCCUUUUUUUCCUGGGGAUGAUGUAUAUGAAAGCCAAAUAUACGACAAGUCCCAUUCGUACCGCACUCCGGUACACAGGACUCUUAAGGAAAGCCAGAAAUGGACGGCCACGACCUCUCCUGAGGUUGUAGUGUCAAAUAAGAAGCAGAGUUUAUCCUAAUUUCAUCAUUCUAAAGUAAAAUGCAAAUUUAUCGUAUACUGAUACAUGUCGAUACGGAAGUUUUACAAAAGAAUUUUUUUUUAUUCAGGUAGAACGGCCUGGCCGUAUUGAUAAAAAAAGCAGAAUUUAUUUACUUACUAAUAUAUUCUGUUUUGUGAAAACUCUGCGGCCUCAGUCUUUCGUAAUGUCUCGUAUGGCAUAAAGAUUGUGUAAUAGUAUGAGUGAAUAGUGGGGCCUGACCGUGCAAUUAUAAAAAAGGACGUAGCUAUUAGGCCGAUAUAAUUUUCAAAUUGAUUCAACAAAAUUUCAAAAAGAUUACUUUUUUACAUGCAAUAACAUGUAUUACGAAAAGCUAUUUAACAAAAAUCCUCCCUGUAUUUGAACUUACAGUUCCGUUCUUCCCGAGAAGGACGGCCAUGUUUUUUUUUAAUUAACAAUACGACUUGGUCGUUAUUACUGCAAACAAAAUUUGCUAGGUAGAACCUCCGAUACAUAAAUUCACAGGUUUUAAGUUGAAAACUAAUCUGGAAGGAUUUGUUUCGCUGUGUGGUACUGAGUUGUCUAGCGACGUGGUAGAAAUGAUAAGUUUAGUAAGCCAAUGUACAGCCAGAACAAUACCGAAUUGUCUUCACACCAAAUUAGAUGGCAGAAGUAAGACUCUCCGGCUAUGACUGACACAAAUGCAGUUAGAACCAAAUAAGGAAAAAAAAACAAAAACAAAAAAACGAAAUUUUAAUUCUUCUAUCGUUUCGAAAAGCAUACGAAAACUGAAGACAUCUCAUUGCGGAAUAAAACGGAAAAUACAGCGGAAUAUAAAUGAAGAAGAAGGGAAGUAAAACCAUCCAUGGAUGAAGAAGAGGGAAACAUUGAACAGAAGAAGAACAGAACAAGAAGAGAACAGAGAAGAAAAAUUUGUCUGCAGAGUCGGGAAGC
Messenger RNA from Anopheles funestus (African malaria mosquito), 2604 nucleotides. Its product is annotated as protein ILRUN. Gene Ontology annotation, biological process: macroautophagy. Bases 332 to 1045 code for a protein of 237 amino acids. The record is from RefSeq and is a predicted model, not a curated record. Gene Ontology annotation, molecular function: ubiquitin binding. Gene Ontology annotation, cellular component: phagophore assembly site. The transcript has 6 exons. NCBI's taxonomy places the organism in Eukaryota, Metazoa, Arthropoda, Insecta, Diptera, Culicidae.